CGAAAGCGUUCUAAAGCGUGACCGAGUACAGUUGAAGAUUUGGUUCAAGUUAACCUAUAUUUUAGAUCUUUCCUUUGCGAACAAUGGCUGAAAAUGUGUUUCUAUUUAUUCCAAAUAUCAUAGGUUAUGCACGGAUCGUGUUAGCCAUAUUAUCCUUCUACUUCAUGCCGACGAACUGUGUCGUGGCGGCAUCCUCGUAUCUUCUGAGUGUCCUGUUAGAUGAAUUUGAUGGGUAUGCAGCACGAUACUUUAAUCAAAGUACAAUGUUUGGUGCCAUGCUAGAUAUGCUCACAGACAGAUGUGUUACCUCAGCACUUCUUGUGAUGUUAGCAGUGUUUUAUCCAAGAUUCACAUUUGUCUUCCAAUUGUUGAUAUGUUUGGAUAUUUCCAGUCAUUGGAUUCAUGUACAAAGUUCAUUAUUAAAAGGAGGAGCUAGUCACAAGAAAAUUGAUUUAUCAGGCAACUUCUUCCUGCGGAUUUACUAUCACUCUAGGGUGGUACUGUCCAUCAUGUGUGCUGGUAAUGAACUCUUUUUCUGUAUGUUGUAUUUGGUUCAUUUCACAAGUGGGCCAGUCUUGUCUGUUGCUGGCAGCACAUUUGGUCUGUGGGUAGCUCUAGCUUGGCUGACUCAUCCUAUCUGCAUACUGAAGCAGUCCAUCAGUGUGAUUCAGCUCACUGUGGCAUGUAUCAACACGGCAAGCUUGGAUGAGAGUGAAAGAGAAAGAGUAAACAAAUGACUAGACAUGGAGACUGGAGAACAACACAAAAUGCUCCAAAAUUAAAGAAAUUAUUUCACAACUGAAAAUAAUCAAAAGGAUUAUCAUAUGGUGUGGAGUUUUUCCUAAAUUGUCAAGGCUUUUUGUGACUAACACAACCCUUUAACUCUCAUGAGUGACCAAGAAAGAAUUUCUCCUUACAAUAUCAAUACAAUAUCAACCAGAUAAGAGUGAUGAGAAUAAAAAAAAUAUCAAUUUGGGGAUAAUUAGUUGAUUCAAUACUAAAUUCUCUAAGCUAAUAUUAUGAGAAUUGUAUUGUUGACAGUAAGGAGAAUUACAAAUUUGAUCUGGUAGUUAAAGGGUUAAGGAAGAUCAAUAUAUUUAUGAUUGUUAUUUGAGGGGGAUAACACCCAAUUAUCUUUCUGGCCAUCAAUACAAUUCACAAACCUGUUUGCUUGUUCUCUCUUUUUAAUACAAAUAUGUAACAAAUAGUGAGUUUGCACAAUUGACAUCAAAAUGUAUCAUUUUAAAAGAUAAUUUAUACACUUAAAUUGUCUAAUAUGCAUUUAUUUGAAACUUUGAAAUGGUUCUUCAAUGCUGUGGGUGAAGAAAAAGUCUUUGAGUGUAAUUCCUGUAAAUAUGUGUGGUACAAGAAACCUAGUGACAGUCAGAUUGUUAAUUAAGGUUAUAUAUGUCACCAUUUUAUAGUCUGGUGAAAACCUGUGUAUGGCAAGUGAAUGUGUAUAUUUAGCCAAAAAUGAUACAAUUUUUCAAUUUUAAGUAAUGUAGAAGUUAUGAUUUAGGACAAUGGUAAUCACUGAUGUAGGUAGCUAGCUCUAUGUCAUAUGAGUGAAUUAAUGAUAAUGAUCAUAUUAGCUCGUUGGUGACAUUUCUAGAACCAAAAACACUAAGCACUAAGGCGAGAAUGGUCUUUACGAGACUUUGAGGACAAGACGCCAUCUAUACGAGACGUCAUCCAGAGGGGCAUACCUCCCUUCAACAAAAGUGGCAGCCGCUUUUUGUAUGAAAUUAUCUAUAAUGUAUAAUCAAUGUACUGAGUACAGGUUCAGUCGUGGAAGAAGAAGUUUGGUCGUCCCAAUGGUGUUAUUGUUGUAUAAUUUGAUUGGGCAGCCUGUGGUGUGUGUUAUACAAUCCUUCAACGAGAGCCAUUUUGCCUUCCGGGACAGUAGACUGUGUGGUAUUUAAUUAUACUUGAGGACAGUUUGUUUUGUUUCCGGCAUAAUAGUACCUUGUCCCUUACUGUCUUACUUACCUGUGCGACUUUUCCUUCUCUCUCCUCGUCGUUACUUUUGGUCGGCCUCUUUAUCUUUUGCUUGUUGAUCUGUGGUUCCCGGUUAUUCAUCGUCUCUUAAAAAGCGCAUCGCCAGGACUUCUGUAAGAUAAGUUGCAUGACUGCUGCUUAUCUGGGAAAAGUUUCCGCACAGUCCCAUACUAUUGUAAAACAAAUCUGUUUUCUCAAUGGAAAUGUAUUGUUUUUUUCACUGUUUUCUCUAGUCAAGAACUGAAUGCAUAAUGUAGUAUGGGGCUGUGCGGAAAUUGUACCUUUAUCUGUCAUUAUCCCUGUAGUAUAAAGUUCACAGUGUAGUGCUAUGUUAGACACGCCAGAAACAGACAAUAUGCGUGUUGUUAUUCAGUUCGUUUUAAAACAAAGUGGUUAAACUAUAAACGUGACUUUUAGACAGGUUAUUCAACAGACAAAGGAACUUAAUUUUUUUUCUUCGUUGCUGUUGAGCAGAGAAAAGACCCGAGCUUUUGAAUCUUUUUGAGAUUCAAACCUGCACCCUUCAUUACUCAUCGCAAGGAGACUGGGUACUGCGUUUGGCAACAGGGAACACGCACGCACUUUGAUUGGUUCUUACCUGGACUCGCUAGUGAAGGACAGACGCAUAAAUGACGACACCAUCAAAAGUUUUUGGUUCUUUAUUACAUAAAGCAAACAAAUUCCAUAUCGCCGCGGGUCAGUUCAGUAGUAGACCACAAAAGACGUCAAAAUGUGAC
Messenger RNA from Pocillopora verrucosa, 2735 nucleotides. Its product is annotated as CDP-diacylglycerol--inositol 3-phosphatidyltransferase-like. Gene Ontology annotation, cellular component: membrane; Golgi apparatus. Gene Ontology annotation, molecular function: CDP-diacylglycerol-inositol 3-phosphatidyltransferase activity. Gene Ontology annotation, biological process: phosphatidylinositol biosynthetic process. The record is from RefSeq and is a predicted model, not a curated record. Lineage: Eukaryota; Metazoa; Cnidaria; Anthozoa; Scleractinia; Pocilloporidae.